Austrofundulus limnaeus is the source of this 2409-nucleotide messenger RNA. RefSeq names its product probable polypeptide N-acetylgalactosaminyltransferase 8. Gene Ontology annotation, cellular component: Golgi apparatus. Gene Ontology annotation, molecular function: polypeptide N-acetylgalactosaminyltransferase activity. Gene Ontology annotation, biological process: protein O-linked glycosylation. The record is from RefSeq and is a predicted model, not a curated record. NCBI's taxonomy places the organism in Eukaryota, Metazoa, Chordata, Actinopteri, Cyprinodontiformes, Rivulidae.
AUAUGUGGUGCUUCGGGUUGAACUCGUUAGUCGCGUUCCCUUCUCGUUAAAUGGGAAGAUGAUUAAAUGAGGAUCUUUUAGUCCGGGGGUUACCAUCAUGAGAGCUGUGUCGUUGAAGCGCCCGCUCCUCGUUGUGGGCUGCGUUGGGUUCUGCUUGUACCUGGGGAUGGUCCUGAGGAACAGUGGCUAUGCGAGCACGGGGGCUGACCACCAAGAACCGGACUCAUCAAGGACCAUCAGGAGUAUCUCUGACCUAGAGGCAAGCAUAGUCGGUCUCUCUAAAGUCCUGAAAGAGUUUGAGCGAAAGCAAGAUGCCAUGCAGAAAUUUUUGCAAGAGGACCGAGACACCCAGAGAAAAAUUGCAGAUGUCCUAAAGGAAGCGAUACAUGUGGUGCCGGGGCAGAAAGAGGAACCCAAAGAAAAGAUCCCCCCUAAAGAGAAAAAAACUGGCAAAGUGUUCCCCGACUCCCCCAUCUUCAAGGAGUGGGGCGACAAUCUGUCUGAAGACGAGCAACGAGAGGCGCAAGCUCUGUUUGAGAAGUACGGCUACAACGUUUUCCUGAGCGAUCGCCUCCCUCUGAACCGACCUCUUCCAGAGGUGACCUGGACCUAUAUGUGAAGACCCUGGAGGAUGAGAACCCAAGUCUCCGCAUUACACGAGUGAGGCACAAUGAGCAGAAAGGCCUCGCUUUCGCCAGAGCCUCGGGUUGGAGGGCUGCGACGGCCGAUGUGGUGGCCAUCUUGGACGCACACAUUGAAGUCCACGAGAUGUGGGCAGAACCUUUACUGACCCAGAUCAAAGCGGACAGGACCACRGUGGUUUCUCCUGUGUUUGAUCGAGUUAACUUUUAUGACCUCAAGGUUGUUCAUUACMUUCCAUCAGCUCACGCCUUUGACUGGGCCCUGUGGUGCAUGUACGAGGGAUUUUCUCCAGAUUAUUACAAACUCAAUGACAGCUCCUUACCUGGAAAAAGCCCAUCAGUCAUGGGAAUCCUGGUGGCUGAUAGAGCCUAUCUUGGAGAAAUCGGAGUUCUCGACGAAGGGAUGAAAGUGUACGGUGGAGAAAAUGUAGAGUUUGGAAUUCGUGUUUGGACCUGUGGAGGCAGUAUUGAAGUAGUUCCGUGUUCUAAGAUUGCCCACAUUGAAAGGCACCACAAACCGUAUAUGCCGGACCUGGGUCCUGCCAUGAAGAGAAAUGCCCUGAGGGUAGCAGAGGUCUGGAUGGAUGAAUACAAACACAACGUCAACGUGGCGUGGAACCUGCCGUUUGAGAAUCAUGGCAUUGACAUUGGAGAUGUCACUGAGAGGAAGCAACUCAGAGAAAGGCUGAAGUGUAAACCUUUCAAAUGGUACCUGGAUAAUGUUUAUCCUAAGCUGGACCCCUGGGACAACCUGCUUGCUUAUGGAGGACUGAAAAAUCUCGACACCAACAUGUGCGUAGACCAAGGUCCAGUACCAGGUCACACACCCAUCGCCUACAACUGCUAUUACUAUGGUUCACAGAUCGUAUAUUUUCGUGGGAAUGGUGAACUCUACGUCGGCGGUAUUAAGUCCCACAAGUACAACGAUAACCGGUGUAUAGCCGACCAAGGGCAGAAAAACACCGAGCCUGGCCUGUACAACUGCAAAGAGGCAAUGCAGAAAAGAAUGGGCAUAUACUGGGAAUUCAGUCAGGGCAAAGAAAUUAAGAACAAGGAGUCAAAAAGAUGUCUAGAAAUUGAUAAUGGUGUACUUCUAAUUCGGGAAUGCACCGGCCAGAGGUGGAAGAUCCAAAACGUAAUCAAAGACUUUUAAAAAGUGGUCCGACCAGCAGGAAGUGCUCCUCUGCUUAUUUGAUGAGCAGAAAAUUAUGUAUGAGUGAAAUGCAAAAGUAGUAACACCAGAAGAUGGGAAAUAAAUUAAUUUGUUUUAGUUUGAGUGGUGGUUAAAGAUAGAAGGAAUUUAUUUUGUUCACUAUUUAUUUUUGCUCUUUUUUUUAUCAACAGUUGUCCAUUAUUUAAAAUAAGAAUUAUGAAUUUGAUAUUCUAAAUCUUUCAAAAGUUUAAAAUGUUUAUGAAGCAAUAGAUUGCCCCCCCCCCAGUAAAUCAGGUGGAGAACCAGGACAUUGAGACGGUAGUGGUCACCUAGGGGUGGAAUAAACGUUCCACCUGGCUUUGACCCUGAUCUCAGAAGGCCUCCUUUAAAGAGACAGAACUCUGGUAUGUAAUUAGAUGUAAACUGGAAAAGAGAUUUGGUAUAUUGCACAAGAAGUGCCUCCUGAAAUCUUGCCUAGGGUCUUAAAUUGGCCUGUUUAUCUGUAAUUAUAAUGUAAUAAAWAAUAGUGUCAGUUGACUAUUUUAAAUGAUAAAAUAACUCAGUUUUACUAUUCCUGUAUAUUUCUGAAGUAUAAUAAAACAUUUCUAGACAGAA